Molecule: messenger RNA, 2087 nt
Organism: Eleginops maclovinus (Patagonian blennie)
Lineage: Eukaryota; Metazoa; Chordata; Actinopteri; Perciformes; Eleginopidae
Product: fibroblast growth factor 4-like
Exons: 3
Coding region: 1-570 (189 amino acids)
Biological process (GO): positive regulation of gene expression; cell differentiation; regulation of cell migration
Cellular component (GO): cytoplasm
Molecular function (GO): fibroblast growth factor receptor binding; growth factor activity
Source: RefSeq, a predicted model, not a curated record
AUGUCAUCAUCUAGGUCCAAGCUCCCCCUGCUCCUGCACGGGAUCCUGCUGUGCAGCUCCUUCGCUCCUCUGCCGGUCAUCAGCAGCAGGAGACAGAGCAUCCGGAGCAUUCGGAGCGCCGGGUCGCUGGUGCGCUCCUGGGAGAAGAGGGAGGAUUUGGCUGGAGAUGGAGAGUACCUGCUGGGGAUAAAGAGACUGAGGAGGCUUUACUGUAAUGUGGGCAUCGGGUUCCACAUCCAGGUCUUACCAAACGGCAAGGUCACAGGAGUGCAUAAUGAAAAUAGAUACAGCCUUCUGGAAAUGUCCCCGGUGGAGAGAGGAGUGCUGACUCUGUUUGGAGUGCGGAGCGGUCUCUUCAUCGCUAUGAGCGACAAAGGGAAGCUCUACGGCUCGGGCAGUUUCAACGAAGAGUGCAAGUUCAAGGAGAAUCUCCUGGCCAACAACUAUAACGCCUAUGAAUCAGCGGCUUACCCUGGCAUGUACAUCGGCCUAAGCAAGACCGGCAAAACUAAGAGGGGAAACCGGGUCACCCCAACCAUGACCAUGACACACUUCCUUCCCAGGAUAUGAGAUUUAAGAAAAAAACUCUCAGCAAUGCAGAACGAAGUCUGACCACAUUUUGGUCAGAUUUCACUGUCAGACUGCUCAGGUUCUCCUUCUACAAACAACACCACAAACCAUAGUGUGAAACUGUGUCCCUGUGCAUCAACUGUUAGUGUGCAUCAACAGCAGAACAGUAUGUGGCAUCAGCACACGCUGGAAUGAAAAAAUAAGGGUCCAAAUCAUGAUUUGUUUUCACAGUAUACCAUAUUAUACCAUCAGUUAAUGGAUCACACAAAAAGAUGAAUUUUUGUUUUCCAGUACAUGGUCAGCCCCACAUCAUAUAAAGCAGUUCCCAACCUUUUUUGUUUUGUGUCCCCCCUUGAGCUGGUCUCCAUUCUAUAAGACCCCCCCUCUGAUCUUUAAUGAUUGCCUAAAUGUUUUCUUGUGUUGAUCCCCUGUGUAAUUGUAUUUUACUGCUCCUUAGAUGAAAAUCCCUUGUUUAACUCACCCUGAAUAAGAGUGCAUUUAAACUUGAAAUUGAAAUGUAUUAUCAGUGAAAAACUGACAUUAAGACUCACUUCUAGCAGUUUCAACAUUUUUUGUUAGGACGAAAGCUUCUGAAGGACUGUGGCCAAGUUGUUAGCUUUCUAAGCUGGUGGCCGUGCAAAGAAUGUCCUAAUAUUCAAGAGGUUUAUAACAAUCAGUAUUUGAUAAUUAUGUUUUUCAUUUAUUGCUUAUAGUGAGAGUCUUCAUGAGACCUUAAGAAACAGGCAGCAUUCCCACCUUUUCAUCAGCUGUCAACCCCACACCUGCUAUUUCUGAGUAUUUUUAUUAACAUAUCUGUCAACACAUGUGGUUCAAUCAGCUCAUUUUCACCAGUGUCUUAUGUUUGGAGAUUUCCUCUGUUUUAAGGGCAUAAUUAAGAGAAGCUGUCAUCUGGUGUCUCUGAGCUAGUUUGUUAUGUGUCAGUGAGAUAGCUAGUUAGCUCAAUUGCUAAUGAAACAAUAGCUUCACAGUUUGAACAGUGUGGUUUUCUUUAGCAUCACGUCCUGUUUAAGCGGUGGAACAGUUCUACUGAAUGAUGUCAGCUCCUCCACUCAACUCACCUGAUCACAUAUACAUGUACUUUUUAAGUCAUUUUUUUUGUUUAAGGUUUUUGUUGUUUUUGUUGAAUAUAAGGACAUUUCAUGGCACAGUGUGGUGAACUGUCCCAGUAAAGCUGCUAAUUUACAAUGUAGUCAGUGCGGACAUGCAGUCAUUGCAUUACCUUGCAUUUCACCAACACUUUGUUUCAGAGCGCCUCUAUAGAGCACUUUUGGGUUUAGUGUCUUACCUGAGGCACUUCAAAAUGUUGACUGCAGGAGAUCAAACCACCGGCCCUCUGAAUGGUGGAUGACCACUUAACCCCUGAGCCACAGUCAACCAAUGACCAAGGAGUGGUCUCUGAAAUUGGCUGUCCAUUGAUGGUGUUGGUGAUUAGAAAGUUGGUAUUGAGUAUUUAUUUUUCAUGAAGUGACAUUUUUUUUAUGGAGUUUUCAUUUUAA